Messenger RNA from Talaromyces atroroseus, 2172 nucleotides. RefSeq lists its product as hypothetical. Lineage: Eukaryota; Fungi; Ascomycota; Eurotiomycetes; Eurotiales; Trichocomaceae. The transcript has 8 exons. The coding region runs from base 1 to 2172 and encodes 723 amino acids. The record is from RefSeq and is a predicted model, not a curated record. Gene Ontology annotation, biological process: transmembrane transport.
AUGAGGCUGAUCAAACCAACAUGCCUCUUAUACAGCGCCGCAUUCCUCACAUCUGCCGCGGGGUUAUCGUCCACAGUCAACAACAAGAGCUACAUCGUCGAUCAGCAAGAUGGACAGCAGAAUCCAGCGGUAGUGCGCAAAAUGAGUGAUGACGAAGGCGAAAAAUUCUAUUUCGACUACUGGGGCAUCGUCAACUCGGGAGAUGUCGAUCAUUCGUACUUGUCGUCGUCGAGGGAACAUGCCAAUACUAGUAGUAGUAGUACUAUAUCGAAAGCAGUUUCCGAACUUCGACCACCGAUUUUAAUGCAUACGGACACUGAUACCGACUCGCUUUCAUUAGCUGAAAGGUAUUCUGCUUCGAAGCGUGUUUUGUCCGUGCUGUGGAGGAGGGAUUUUCAAUGUCCCACGGAUACAUAUAGUUGCACUUCAAUCGGUCAACCCGAUAGCUGUUGCAAUGACAGCGAUACAUGCGUGAUAGUGCAGAACACCGGCCUGGGGGUUGUUGGCUGCUGCCCCGCUGGCGAGACAUGUGGUGCCUAUGUGUCUACAUAUACGGUGACGCGCCAGUCUACAACAUUCGUGUCUUCUUCCACUGUUUCCACCGUGCCGACUGUACCGAGUUCGACAUCCAGUAGCACGUCGACCAGCAGUACAACAUCUACAUCAACUUCUUCCUCUUCCUCUACGACCUCGACUACGGUGGCCCCUGUGCCGCCGGUUCGACCGACUACCGGUUCUCAAACCACCGUGACUACGACCACCUCUUCUUCAUCAGCAUCCAGCGGCAUCUCUACCUGUCCUACUGGCUUCUACGCCUGCUCUGCCGUCUACGAAGGUGGAUGUUGCCGUGUCGGCCGGAAUUGUGACACGACAUCUUGCCCAGCGACAUCGUCCACGACCGUCAUCAACUCGGAUGGCAUCACGAUAGCGGUGCCGACGGGGAGCGCAGCGACUACAGCCUCCGAGAGCGGCGGCUCUUGCGCGACGGGCUGGUUUAGCUGUGCUGCCUCAGCUGGCGGCGGGUGUUGUCCCAGUGGGUAUGCGUGUGGGAGCAGCUGCACGGCGUCCGAUUCGGGGGGAACAGCGACAGCAACUGUGGUGAAAGAGCAGCCUGGCGCAGCUGAGAAGAAGCAUGCUGCGAAUGGAUACGUUUGCGGCGGGGUGGUGUUGGUCGCGUUGAUAAUGGCAAUGCGUAUGCGUAUGCGUAUGAUUAACCAUGUGGCUGUUGCAGUGUUUAGGGCAUUGCAUGACUGCGCAGUCGGAUGCGGACCAUGUGACUUCGCAGCCGCCGGUCACCGCAUGUCGACCGAAAAGCCUCUGCCAUUCCAGUACCAAUUCGCCGCCGGUGCGAUUGCCGGUGUGUCUGAAACGAGAAUGCAACUCCAAUCCGGCACUGCCACCGGUGAAGAGGCGUACAAAAGCAUGUUCGAUUGCUUUACCAAGAUCAUCCGCAAUGAAGGAGCUUCUCGUCUGUACCGCGGCAUCACUGCCCCCAUCUUGAUGGAGGCCCCCAAGCGUGCCACCAAAUUCGCUGCCAACGACAGCUGGGGCGAAUUUUAUCGCAAGAUGUUUGGCGUCGAGAAGACCACCCAACCUCUAGCCGUCCUAACCGGUGCCACUGCCGGUGCAACCGAGGCUUUUGUCGUGGUGCCCUUUGAGCUGGUUAAGAUUCGUCUGCAGGACAAAGCGCAAGCGCACAAAUACAACGGCAUGAUUGACGUUGUGACCAAGAUUGUAAAGCAAGAAGGGCCUCUAGCUCUAUACAACGGUCUCGAGUCCACUCUCUGGCGUCACAUCCUCUGGAACGCCGGUUACUUUGGAUGCAUUUUCCAAAUCCGCUCUCAGCUGCCGACCCCGGAACCGGGCAACCAGCGCCAGAAGGUCACCAAUGACUUGUUGGCUGGUGCCAUUGGAGGCACAACCGGUACUAUCCUGAACACCCCAAUGGACGUGGUCAAAUCUCGCAUACAGAAUAGCCCCAAGGUGGCAGGCGCCGUUCCGAAAUACAACUGGGCAUGGGGAGCUAUUGGAACAGUCGCCCGCGAGGAAGGCUUCGGUGCCUUGUAUAAGGGAUUCCUGCCCAAGGUGCUCCGCCUGGGUCCUGGCGGUGGUAUCCUUUUGGUUGUUUUCACUGGAGUGAUGGAUUUCUUCCGCACAUUGCGAGGAGAAUGA